AGUAAAGUUGAGUCACUGUGUUUACUCACAUUCUUCACUCCUCAGUCCAGAAAACCAUCGUUUUGCUCUCAAAUUCUCUUAUUCUCAGUUGACAUGUCUACCGGACGCCAUCAAUCUGAUGAAGAUCCUCCGGUUAUCAAACUUAAGGUUAUGAUUGACAAGACUAGAAACCGAGUAAUCUUUGCAGAGUCGGACCAUGAGUUCAUUGAAACACUUUUGUCAUUCUUGACAGUCCCUUUAGGCACAGUUCUAAGACUUCUUGAAAAAGAUAUGGUUCAACUGGGGUCCAUUAGCCGCAUCUACGCUAGUGUUUAUUCUCUUGAUCCUAGGUUCUUGCGUACAAGCUAUUGCAAAUCUAUGUUGAUCACGCCCCGAAACGCAUCAGAAGUUCAGUGUGAAAAGUUGAAGCUCAACGUUGAUCAUUCGGAGAUUGCAGGGAAGUUGUUUGCAUGUUCUUCAUACUCUUGCUAUGAAAUAAAAAACUUUUAUAGUCUCUUUACGAAUGCAAGUUGCCGUUGUGGUUCUCCAAUGAGAUCACCAAGAAGUGUUAAUAAGAAGGGAGAGGAUAGAAGUUCUGGGGGAGAAGGUGGGGAUGGAGUUUUUCUGAAGGCUGGUGCAGCGAGCUUUAUGAUCACUGAUGAUUUACAGAUAAUGCCAGCCUCAACUGCUAGCUUAACUGCUUUGUUUGGAAAGCUUGGAGUCAGUGACAAGAACGAAAUCGAGGAAAAGACCGUAGAAGUUGGCACUAAAGAGGUGCUUCGACUUCUGAAAGUUUCAUUGCUCUCCAAGACACCUUUGACAAAUAUGGUAUUGACUAGCCAGGGGAAUUGGGUGAAAGAUACAUCAAAGUUUGAAGAUACCCUAACUGCCAAGUUAGACAAGAAGGCCGUUUCUCAAAACUCAAAUAGUAUGAGCCUGAAGCUUAUAGUUAGCAAAAGUAAGCAAAAAGUUCUGUAUGCGGAAGCUGGGGUCAAGCUUGUAGAUUUCCUUUUCAGUUUCCUUGCAUUCCCUUUAGGGGUUGUGGUAAAGCUUCUAGGUGGCAACUCAAGACUUGGGUGCAUCGAUAAUUUGUACAAGGGCACUGCGAAUUUGAGUUCAGAAAACUAUAUUAAAUCAGAAGAGUGCAAAAAUAGGCUACUCUCUCCGAAAUUGUUCCCAUACUCUGGUUUUGACAGUCAUAUUCUUCGGGUGGAAGAGGAAUGCCGAAAAUACAGAUAUGAUGGCUUUGGAGGUUUAGAAUUAGUAAGGAACACUAAUAAAAUCGAGGGGUCAUCAAUAGAAUAUGAGGAAGAAGCUAGCAAUUUACCCAUUAUUUUGGAUCCAAAAUCUCCAUCAGGAGAAACUAUAAAGGGUGAAGGAUACUUGAAAGGACCUGCAACAUUUAUGAUAUUGGAUAAUCUUCUAGUGACUCAGUUUUCCCCUACCUCGAUCAUAACUCUUCUUAAUCAAAUGAAGGUGUCAACCGGUGACUUGGAGGAGCGCACUGUAUUCAUUGGAGAGUAUGAGGCCCUGAAUUUGUUGAAAGCUUCUUUAAUCUCAAAAACAGUUCUAAAUGAUGUUUUCAACAGAAGGGAACCCUAUCCCGAGAUUAUGCUUAAAGUGUGAACUUACAAACACGAAGGAGACGCGAGCAUCAUGGUGUGUGUAUUUGCUUAUAUUGAGAUUUGGUCUAAGAGAUGUUAUUGCCAUAUGGACUAUUGUGUGAUUAUAUCACAUCUACUGUUGAUUGUAUAUGUAUAAUAUGUACAUACUAGCCACCACAUUGCCUGAACCCGAGUAGGUUGUGGAUGAAAUUGUCUAUACCAACAAAUCUUGUCUCUUUAUCUACUGCCAAUGUCAACUAAUUAUGGUGGCUGUUACAACGUUGCAUCUUAUUUACUA
This is a messenger RNA of Nicotiana tabacum (common tobacco), 1881 nucleotides long. RefSeq lists its product as uncharacterized. Lineage: Eukaryota; Viridiplantae; Streptophyta; Magnoliopsida; Solanales; Solanaceae. The record is from RefSeq and is a predicted model, not a curated record.